Molecule: messenger RNA, 663 nt
Organism: Capsaspora owczarzaki ATCC 30864
Lineage: Eukaryota; Filasterea; Ministeriida; Capsasporidae
Exons: 1
Coding region: 1-663 (220 amino acids)
Molecular function (GO): metal ion binding
Source: RefSeq, a predicted model, not a curated record
AUGCUGGCCUUCCAGUCGGCUGGCGUCGCACGCAGUGGCAGCAAUGGGAGCAACGGCAGCAGCGGCCGAAGCAGCCCGUCUGUCUCGUCCAUGCAACAGCAGCAGCAGCACCCGCCACGCACUGCCAGCGGCAACUCGCUCACCCUCCCGCAGCUAGCAGGCGGGAGUGCGGCUCCUGUCGUCCCACCCAGCGGUGCGUUCGCAGCAGCCCAAGCCGCAGCAGCAGCAGGCCAAGUCACGAAUGGCGCAUCUCCGCCGCUGUUUGCAGACGCCGCAGGAGGACCGCCGCCGCAGCUGCGCCUGGCCUCCAAGGACAUGAGCCACCUGCUGAGCGGGUCACCGACGAGCCCUGGUGUUGGCAGUGGCAGCAAGAAGCCCUCGCGCACGCACUGGCUGCCAGACAACCUGGUGUCGCUUUGCAUGGAUCCGAGCUGCGGUGUGCCAUUCUCGCUCUUUGAGCGCAAGCACCACUGCAGGCGCUGCGGAGGAAUCUUCUGCGCUGCUCAUUCGAACAAGCGCCUCAACCUGAACGCAGACGCCGAGUUUGCAGCCGUAAGGUCGCCUCUGUACCCAGAGUGGAAGGCGAUAAACAAAAAACAAACAAACAAAAAAAAACCACAAAAACCGAUGUCAAGAAAAAAGUCGGAGGGUAGGAUUUUCUAA